Messenger RNA from Ictalurus punctatus (channel catfish), 1632 nucleotides. It is a transcript of the gene pex7, whose product is annotated as peroxisomal biogenesis factor 7. The transcript has 10 exons. Bases 267 to 1226 code for a protein of 319 amino acids. Gene Ontology annotation, cellular component: peroxisomal matrix; cytosol. The record is from RefSeq and is a predicted model, not a curated record. NCBI's taxonomy places the organism in Eukaryota, Metazoa, Chordata, Actinopteri, Siluriformes, Ictaluridae. Gene Ontology annotation, molecular function: protein binding. Gene Ontology annotation, biological process: protein import into peroxisome matrix.
ACCAAAACAAGGAAGUAGUAAGGAAACGUGUGAAGUUAGCGCUGGAUACGUUAUACACGGACUGGUUUAUGAACUAAAAAUACACUAAUUAUGUGAAAUAAUAUUUUGAGGAGUGGUAUCAUUUCGUUUUUUUUUGUAAUAUUAAUAGGAGCUAAUAAUGGUUGCUAGCUAGGUAGUAUUUGGAACUGCUUUAGCAUUAGUUAACGGUGGAGCGGUUUCUCUGGAUAUUUUCGGAGUCAUGUCAGUGUAGAUAAAGGAGAGGGAGGAUGAAGGUGUUCAGGUUUCCAGCUCGACACGGUUAUGCGGUGGAAAUGUCCCCGUUUCUCCACAACACACUGGCCUGCGCUACAGCUCAGUAUUACGGGAUAGCAGGAUGUGGAACGCUGCUGGUGCUGGAGCAGAGGGAAGCGGACAUUGUGCUCAUGAGAAGCUUUGACUGGAACGAUGGGCUCUUUGACGUUACGUGGAGCGAGAACAACGAGCACGUGCUGGUGACCGGAGCUGGUGAUGGCUCACUGCAGAUUUGGGACACAGCCAACCCGCAAGGGCCUAUCCGAGUGCUGAAGGAGCACACCCAAGAGGUGUACGCAGUGGAUUGGAGCCAGACGCGGACCGAGAACCUGGUGGUUUCAGGAUCAUGGGAUCACACAGCCAAAGUGUGGGAUCCAGAGCACCCUCAGUCCGUGUGCACACUUAAGGGUCACGAGGGAGUCGUGUACAGCACCAUCUGGUCUCCACACAUCCCAGCCUGCUUCGCCUCAACCUCAGGAGAUGGCACGCUGAGAGUUUGGGACGUGAAAGCCGGCUCGUGUCGACUGGCGAUUCCGGCACACAAAGCCGAGGUCCUUAGCUGUGAUUGGUGCAAAUAUGACCAGAAUGUGUUGGCGACGGGAGCCGUCGACUGCAGCGUGUGUGUGUGGGAUCUGCGAAACGUCCGCCAGCCUGUAGCGCAAAUGCUGGGCCAUUCCUAUGCCAUCCGGAGAGUAAAGUUUUCACCAUUAUUCAAGACCGUGCUGGCGUCUUGCUCCUAUGACUUCACCGUCAGGGUCUGGGAUUUCUCCAGGAGUCCACCGCUGCUCGAUACCAUGGAGCACCACUCGGAGUUCGUGUGCGGCCUAGACUUCAACCUGCACAUCCCCAACCAGGUGGUGGACUGUUCCUGGGAUGAAACUGUAAAAAUCUACACCCCUCCAUGUCUGUCUGCUAUGCAACCCAGCUUGGCGUAAAGAGAAGAUAACAUCCUGAACACAGCAGGGCUUUGAGUCUAGAGGUUUGCCGCUGCACUCUUGCUAAAGCAGGGAAACAGACUCAAGAAAGCUGCUGAUGAGUGUUAGAGUGCAGAGAGUUUAGCAAAACAAGUCUUCUUAUCAGCGUGAACAUGAAACCUGGUCUUGAAGUCAGUGUGUAAAUCUGUGUGGAGUGUAACGUUCCACCAAAAAGACACUUUGCUGGUCCACAUGCAGGUUCAGAGUCCUUCAUGAAGGUUGAUGCUGAACUGGGUGAAAUCAUAUUGGCUCCUUUUAGAUGAUACACACACAUACAAGAUCUAGACUCCUAAAGACCGAUCCAUGUUAUCAGUGUCUUACAUGGAAAGUGACUAAUCCAAAUAAAGUUUUUCAUUUCUAAUUAAAA